Messenger RNA from Eleginops maclovinus (Patagonian blennie), 2361 nucleotides. It is a transcript of the gene ppm1ka, whose product is annotated as protein phosphatase, Mg2+/Mn2+ dependent 1Ka. Gene Ontology annotation, molecular function: cation binding; protein serine/threonine phosphatase activity. Gene Ontology annotation, cellular component: nucleus; mitochondrion; cytosol. Gene Ontology annotation, biological process: peptidyl-threonine dephosphorylation. Lineage: Eukaryota; Metazoa; Chordata; Actinopteri; Perciformes; Eleginopidae. The record is from RefSeq and is a predicted model, not a curated record. The transcript is spliced from 9 exons. The coding region runs from base 714 to 1832 and encodes 372 amino acids.
CUGCACGGGUGGCCUCUAAAUGCCAAUAUGUAUUCCUGUGCGAACCAAAUAACGAGUUUACACUAAACCAACGCGUAUAUGAAAGGCGUUAUAUAAAUGUAAGAAAUUAUAUUAUAUAUUCAAUUAUUAUUUAAAACGCUCAACGUUAUUUUAAGCUAGUGUUACUGAUGACAUGUUUUCCUUGUGAACCGUUAUUUUAAAGUCGUAUUUAUUUCCUUUUAACUAAACGAGGAGAAAGAGAGAGAGGUACAACCAACAAUUUAUUUCCAUAGAUUUUCGACAACAUUAUUAUGAACCAGGUAAAGUUUUCUAAAUAUUUCUACACAUAAAAACGUGUUUCUAAUUGAAAGUAUCAGCUUCGGUAAAUGUGUUCAUUUUAUUAAGUUUUAUUUAUUUAUAUUUAUUGUAUUUGUAUUAUUAUUAUUAUUCUCAUUUAAUUAUUUGUUUGUUUGUUGUUAGGUAGAACUAACAAUUUUUCUUAUUGGAUUCGCGCCCAAACGAAGCACACCGUGUUUGGCAAUGCCGUCAGCACUGUUCUCGGAUUCUGAUUGGUCGGCUGAUUGGAUAUAAAACGCCCUCGAGCCGAGCCCCACUCAAGCUCGUGAGGGCUGGAGGCAGAGAACACCUGUUGCCACGGAAACAGCACAGGCGGGAAAAAGUCAACAAAAUAAGAAGAAGAGCCCCGCCGCUGGCCAGGUGUUUCCUCCUCAGAAAUGUCGUCUCCAGUUCUUCUCAACCUGCUGAGGUGUUCUCGCUCCUCCGUCACAAAAUCCCUCCUGACCGGACGCUCCGCCCAACACACCUGCACAGCUCCCGGACAGGUGGGUGGGGCCGGGAACAAAGGUGUUGGAGUGCGGUUUGUUAGUGGCGCCGUCAGCGUCCGACCCGUCACAUGGGACUCGUUCGGGAUCUGGGACGAUCGGAUAGAAGAACCGGUUCUGCUGCCGUCCAGCAUCAGAUACGGAAAACCCAACCCACAGGUGAGUUUGUCCCGGGUCGGUGCCGCCUCAGUUCUGGGUCUCAGGAACCAAAACGAGGACCGUCUCCGGGUUGCCCGUAUCCAUGACGACCUGCAGUUCUACGCCGUGUUCGACGGGCACGGCGGGCCGCACGCCGCCCAGUACUGCUACACAUUCAUGGAGAAACACAUCAGAGACGCUCUGGAGGAGGAGGACGACUUGGAGAAAGUAUUAAAGAAAGCUUUUCUCGACGUCGAUAAGGCUCUACACACACAUCUCAGCUACUUCAACAACCGCUCCUUCCUGAAUGCCGGCACCACGGCGACGGUUGCUAUGCUGCGCGGCGGAGUGGAGCUGGUGGUCGGCAGUGUCGGAGACAGCAGGGCGAUUCUGAGCCGAGGGGGGGGGGCUCUGAAACUGAGCCGAGACCACACCCCCGACCAGAAGGACGAGAGGAAAAGGGUCAAGAGGUCAGGUGGCUUUGUGACGUGGAACAGCGCCGGCGUGGCUCACGUUAACGGACGCCUCGCCAUGACGCGCAGCAUCGGGGACUUCCACCUGAAAACCAGCGGCGUCAUCGCAGAGCCGGAGACACGCCGAGUCACCCUGCGGCACGACACCGACUCGUUCCUCGCUCUGACCACCGACGGCAUCAACUUCCUGCUGAGCGACCAGGAGAUCUGUGAUGUCAUCAACAAGUACCAGGACCCCACCGAGGCCGCAGAGGCCAUCUCUCAACAGGCGUUGCAGUACGGCUCGGAGGAUAACUCCACCAUCAUCGUGGUUCCUCUCGCAGCCUGGGGGAAACACCAGAGCUCGCCCAUCGUCUACAGUAUGAGCAGAAGCUUUGCCUCCAGCGGACGAUGGGCGUAACACUGGAAAACAUCACACCUUUUUUAAACCCUUAAAUUCAUAUAUGGUAUUACCUCCAUCAUUAACAGUGUAUAUAGAGUGUAUAUUAACACAUUGUACAUACAAAGAAUGGCAAGAUGUGAAAACUAACCACAAAUUUAGGACUUUAUUAUCUUAAAGAAUAUUCAAGUUUGCAUGAUUUUAGUUUUUUGUUUAAUCAUAAAUGUACCAUAAAAUUCAGACUUUUUUUGGGACUUAUUUUGGAAUAAUACUCCUUUCUUCCAGCUGCAAAAAUAAAUAUAUUUUAAUUUAAAAAAGGCCGUCUUUGCACUAUCCUUCAAACUAAAGGCCUUUGAUGGCAAACAUGUCCAGAUUUCCACAAAAAAAUCCAUGUCAUAGAGAAAAUAUAAACAUCAUUUGGUGUAUUUUAACGAUGUUCUGUAACUAUAACUGUACCGUCUCCUUGUGAGGAGAUGCUGAAACCUCUAACAGCUCCAGACCCCUAUGGAGAGGGUCUGUGUGCAGGGAGAAUAAAGGUUAUUAUUUAAAA